CGGAAGUCAACAGACGCGAGGAAAGCCGUUUGUUUUCCUGUCUUCAAUCAAGACGGUCCCGCGGUCCGAAUUAUGACCGAGGGGGCGAGAGGGUGACCGCCAGGAGUCUCCGCCAGGUCUCACCGGGUCUCACCGGGUCUCUUCUGUCCCCGGAGGACCGCCAUGGACUCCUGGGUCCGUUUCAACGCUCAGAGCCAGGCCAAGGAGCGGAUCAUCAGGGCAGCCCAGUACUCCUGCACCCUGCUGGGCUUCGCCCUGCACAGGCGGGACUCCUCCGGGGAGCUGCGGAGGACCGUCCUCCAGCUGGAGGCCCACCUCAGUCUGAGCAGGAAGCUGCUGCGCCUGGGGAGCUCGGUGGAGGCGCUGGAGGCGGCCAAGCGGAGUGUGCACCUGUCGGACAGCGUGCUGCGGCUGUGCCUCACCUUCAGCCACCUCAACAGAGCGCUGUACUUCGCCUGCGACAACCUGCUGUGGGCCGGCAGGACCGGCAUCCUGCCCGGCCUGGACCAGAACAAGUGGAGCCAGAGGUCCUUCCGGUAUUACCUCUUCGCCCUCAUCCUGAACCUGACCCGGGACGUGUACGAGCUCCGCCUCCUGAUGGAGCGCGAGGCCCGCUUCAGAGCCUCCAAAGCCCCGCCCUCCCCGGUCCCCGGCGGCGCCCGGACCCCCGACCGGCUGGCCGACCCGUCCCCGCCCUCGGCCGCCCUGCGGGCCGCCGCCUUGGCGUGGGCGUCGCUGCGCCGGCGGCUCCACCUGGUGGCGGCGGUGCUGUACGGCAACCCGCCGCUGCUGCUGGACCUGCUGAAGAACGGCUGCGACGUGUUCGUGCCGCUGGACCGCCUGGGGCUCUACCGCACCGGGCCCGGCUUCGUGGGCGCCUGCGGACUCACCUCCUCCCUGCUCUCCAUCCUCACCAUCCUCCACCCCUGGCUCAAGCUCAAACCCUGAGGAUCUGGACCAGGACUCUGAUCCUCUCCUGGACCUCUGAACUGGAUCGUUGUCCAGCUGCAGAGCCGCCUGGACCUGCUCGGCUGUUACACCUCCUACUAAUGAACCUGGCUUUUGAUGGAUUGUUGUAAUAUAAACUGAUAAAUAAACCUUGAGA
Salarias fasciatus (jewelled blenny) is the source of this 1105-nucleotide messenger RNA. RefSeq names its product peroxisomal biogenesis factor 11 beta (gene pex11b). Gene Ontology annotation, biological process: peroxisome fission. Gene Ontology annotation, cellular component: peroxisomal membrane. The coding region runs from base 163 to 948 and encodes 261 amino acids. The transcript has 4 exons. NCBI's taxonomy places the organism in Eukaryota, Metazoa, Chordata, Actinopteri, Blenniiformes, Blenniidae. The record is from RefSeq and is a predicted model, not a curated record.